UCACUUGUCACACGUUGUCUUCAGAUACACCAGGGUAUCACUUCGGUAGACACGGUCAAUCAUGCACUUGGAGAACCGUGUUCUGUCUAGCGUUCUCGACUAUGCAUCAAAGUUCUACAAACGAAUGUCCAGUUUGGUGUUCUUCUCUGCAAACUCCAUACAAGUACAAAUGAACAUAAGCCAAAGUUCUUGGAUAAAAUGCCGCGACUGGAUGGCAUUUGCAUUGUCCCAUCACAUCAUAAUGGGAAUCUACCUUUUGAUACUUCGCAACUUCCUACCCCAAGUGGUCCCUGACUUCGAAUGGCAGCAUUAUUUUAUGCGUGUUUUCAUUGUUCACAUCAUUUACAUUAUUAUCUCUUACUUCAUCCGAAUCACUCGUUACCCACCUGGACCUCCACCUAUGGCAGUUUUUGGAAAUUCACCAUUUGUCAAUAUUCUCACUCCGGAACAAACUUUCCUCGAGUAUCGUGAAAUCUAUGGUCCGAUUUUCACUCUUCAUCUGUCACAGCCAACGAUUAUCCUCGCAGAGUACAAAACGAUUCAGGAGGCACUUGUCAAAAAUGGACAGCAAACUAGCGGACGAUCAAGCGCCGAGUCAUUUGUUCUUUUCACUGGAGAUCGUCUGAACGGCGAUGGAGUUAUUCUUGCCAUGCGUCAGAAGUGGAAGGACAUGCGUCACGAAAUCAGUCGUUUCAUGAACAAGUGGUACGGUGCUCCAAUGGAUGAGCUAGUGCUUCAUCACACUCGCUGUUUGGAGCAAGAGCUUGCAAAAAUUGCGGAGACUAAGAGUUUGAUUGACUUACGUGACCCACUUGCUGGAGCGAUUGCUAAUGUGAUUCAACAAAUCACUAUUGGACGCAAUUACAUGUACCAGGAUCAAGAGUUUCAGACUCAACUCAGAGAUAUUAACGCUGUUGUAAAAGAGAUUAUGACUGCUGAAGUGUUCUUUGUGAACUGUUACCCAUGGCUUCGUUAUUUGCCAGAGGGCAUUCUCCGCAAGUGGACGAACUACAAAAGGAGCGGAUUUCGACUUCAGCAGUGGUUCCGUACUAUUUUGGAAGAACAUCACGUCAACCGGCAUCAAGGUGAUUUUAUGUCACAUAUGAUAGACCUUCAAGAGUCUAAGCAGGAACAAUUCAGAGACCUUUCAAUCAUCCUAACAUGUGGAGAUAUGUGGACAGGAGGUAUGGAAACUACUGUAACCACGUUGAGAUGGGGAAUUAUAUACCUGCUCAACAAUCCAGAAGUUCAAGCGAAAUGCCAAAUGGAGAUUCUGGAUGUUUUUGGUAAUGACAUUCCCGAUAUGGGCAAAAUGAAUCAGACGCCGUAUGUGAGAGCCACUCUUUCGGAAAUCCAACGUUUGGCUAAUGUUUUGCCAUGGGCUAUUCCCCACAAAACAAUCGAAGAAUGCAACAUUGGAGGAUACGAUAUCCCAGUUAACACCGAGAUUAUCCCAGCCCUCGGCGCCGUUCUCUUCGAUCCAAACGUGUUUGAAUCUCCAAAGCAAUUCAAGCCAGAGCGUUUCCUUGACGAAGAGGGCAAAUAUCGUGUUAUGGAAGAGUUUCGUCCGUUCGGUCUGGGUCCCAGAGUCUGUCUUGGAGAAAGAAUCGCUCGCACCGAGCUCUAUCUCAUCUUUGCUAGUCUUCUCCAAAACUUCCGUUUCUACCUGAACAGAGGAGAUCCAAUCCCAGUGGCCGAACGUGUGAUUGGCGGGAUUACUGCUCCGCCAAAACCCUACGCAACUCGCGUCGAGUACCUCGGAAAUCGUCUCAUCAACUAAAUUACCUCAUAUUACAUUUCCAUACCUCGCAAAAAUUCCGUUCGCCAGCUUUAAUCAAUAUCGUAAUCUCCCAUCAAGCUUUACCAAAUUGCACUUUUGUCAUCAUAGAUCUAGUCUUACAUACCUACAUCAGUUGCUAGUCUUAAAAAAUUUUUUAGUUUCUUUCUUUAUGAUGCGAACAACAAAAGUUUGAAAUAAAGUGUUUGAUCGAAAAGUUAA
Messenger RNA from Caenorhabditis elegans, 1999 nucleotides. It is a transcript of the gene daf-9, whose product is annotated as 3-ketosteroid oxygenase. Lineage: Eukaryota; Metazoa; Nematoda; Chromadorea; Rhabditida; Rhabditidae. The coding region runs from base 62 to 1780 and encodes 572 amino acids. The record is from RefSeq and is marked reviewed. Gene Ontology annotation, molecular function: iron ion binding; monooxygenase activity; oxidoreductase activity, acting on paired donors, with incorporation or reduction of molecular oxygen. Gene Ontology annotation, cellular component: membrane. The transcript has 11 exons.